AUGGGGCAUUUCAUCAAGCAAGUGGUGUGCAUUUUGUUCUUGGUGAUUUCAACUCCAUUUGUGCAAAUUGAAGCUAGAAAUAGCAAGUUUAUGAUCAUUCCUACAUCUCCUUCACCUGCUCCUACUCCGAUUUCUAAUGAAAUUAGUUUUCCCCCUUUUUCAUCGUUAAGUCCAACUUCGUCACCAACACCAGCACCAACACCGGACUUUAAUGAUUUUGGAUUUCCUCCUUUGUCGUCUUUAAGUCCAACACCAUCACCAGGAGGGGAUGAUCAAGAUCCUGGCUUGCCAACACCGGCGGGGGCACCAGAGGAAGGUGACAUUGAAGCACCAGCACCACUUUUGAGUGACACUCCUUAUGGACUUUAUGGUCCUCAUUCUCAGAAAGUUCCUUCUACUACUCUCACAAAUUUUGAUCAUGAUGUAGAAACUCAAACUCCUGCCAAGGAAUUCCAAGGUGCCCGUUUCAACACGGACGAGUCCUACAACAACAACAAUAACAAUGGAUACUCUGAUAAUUACAACUACGAUAGCCACUCGGACAACAAUAAUGGCUACUCUGAGAACAACAACAACAACAAUGGCUAUUCCCAAAAUUACAACAACAACAACAAUGAUUUCUCUGAGACUUACAACAACAACAACGACAAUGCUGUUUUCUCGGAGAAUUACAACAACAACAUCAACCACAACAACAAUGAUUUCUCCGAGAAAUACAACAACAAUGAUGUUUUCUCGGAGAAUUACAACAACAACAACAAUGAUUUCUCCGAGAAAUACAACAACAAAGGCUACUCUGAGAAUUACAACAACAACAACGACAAUAGCUACUCCAAGAAUUACAACAACAACAACAAUGGGUUCUCCGAGAAUUACAACAACAACAAUGGUUUCUCUGAGAAUUACAACAACAAUGACUUCUCUGAGAAUUACAACAACAACAAUGUUUUCUCUGAGAAUUACAACAACAACGGUUACUCCAAUAGUUACAACAACAACAAUGGAUACUCUGAGAAUAUGUCAGAGAGGCAAGGAUUAAGCGACACAAGAUUCUUGAACAAUGGCAAGUACUACUAUGACAACGAUCAUGCUAGCAGCUACAAUAACAAUGCGAAUAUGGUGGAAAGACAAGGAUUGAGUGACACAAGAUUUUCGGACAAUGGCAACUACUUUUAUGGUAAAAAUGGUGAGAAAAUGACCACGGAAGAGUUCAAAAGACAGCAGGACUAUCCAGGCACUGAGGAUCAGUAUGAACUUCCUUGAAGAUAAAACAUUUAUCAAUUGGUUCAGAACACAAGGACAAAACCAGAGGAUAUUCAAAUAGAUUUUACAGAGUUGAUUGAAUUUUAAGUUAUUAUGAGCGAGUGUUUGUGUAUUAGUUCUACUUGUGUCUGCAAACACUUUUUUUU
Messenger RNA from Solanum stenotomum, 1409 nucleotides. RefSeq lists its product as uncharacterized. The transcript has a single exon. NCBI's taxonomy places the organism in Eukaryota, Viridiplantae, Streptophyta, Magnoliopsida, Solanales, Solanaceae. The record is from RefSeq and is a predicted model, not a curated record. The coding region runs from base 1 to 1263 and encodes 420 amino acids.